This is a messenger RNA of Chenopodium quinoa (quinoa), 1340 nucleotides long. RefSeq names its product putative ER lumen protein-retaining receptor C28H8.4. Gene Ontology annotation, cellular component: membrane. NCBI's taxonomy places the organism in Eukaryota, Viridiplantae, Streptophyta, Magnoliopsida, Caryophyllales, Amaranthaceae. The coding region runs from base 95 to 922 and encodes 275 amino acids. Gene Ontology annotation, molecular function: ER lumen protein retrieval receptor activity. The transcript has 6 exons. The record is from RefSeq and is a predicted model, not a curated record. Gene Ontology annotation, biological process: protein retention in ER lumen.
AAAGUCAAGCUUCAUUUAGACCAUUUCAUUACUACAAAUUUUCAUCUCCUCUCUUUCUUUCUCCUCAAAGUUCCAUUUCAAGAGUAUUGAAAAAAUGGGGGACAAAAGAGCGACUCCGACGGCAGUGAAGCAGCUAUCGCGAUGGAUUCGAAGCCGAUCAGUGAGACAGCUAGUAACAAUGGCGUCAAUUGCAGCAUUCAUAUUCCUUGUUUUACUCAAAGUUUUCGUCAAAAAUUAUACUUAUUUCUAUGUUGCUGCUCAACUUGCUCACUCUAUUGGUAUUUUGGUCUUAAUUUACAAACUCACCAUCACCAAAACUUGUUCUGGUUUGUCAUUGAAGACUCAGGAGCUAACGGCAGUAUUCUUAACCAUGAGAAUCGCGUGCCAUUUUAUGCUCGUACGUGAUAUUUAUGUUGUACUUGAUUGUCUAACACUUGUAUCUACUCUCUGGGUGAUCUAUAUGAUACGAUAUAAGUUGAAGCAAACCUACUUGGAAGAGCUUGACAAUAUGCCUUUGUAUUACGUGCUGGUGCCUUCUGCUGUCGUUGCAUUGAUAGGCCAUCCUGGAUUUGGAGUGAACUUUAGCUUCAGAUUCUUCUAUAUGUAUUCCAAGACAAUUGAAGCCGUUUCAGUGCUCCCUCAGUUGCGCUUAAUACAAAAUGCUAAGAUGGUUGAACCAUUCACUGCCCACUAUGUCUUUGCCCUAGGUGUUGCAAGAUUCUUUACAUGUGCAAAUUGGUUGAUCAUGCUUUUUGACAGCAGAGGAGCAAUACUGAUGCAAAUCGGGCGAGGACAUUUGUAUUUACUAGUAGCUCUUCUUGCUGAAAUUGUUCAAACUUUCAUCUUGGCAGAUUUCUGUUAUUACUACAUCAAGAGUGUAAUGGAGGGACAGAACAUUAUGAGACUACCCUCAAUGGUAUGAGCUGCAGCAACUUGUGCUAUCGGAAGGCUGCAACGAUAAACUCUCUUCAUGAAGAUGAUCGAGUUUCUGCCCAAAGGGGAGAGUAAGAUUUUACUCCCAUGUUCGCCUUUCAUGUGAUAGCAAUGUAUCAAUAGAAAAAUAAAGACUUGUAUGCUCUCAGUCUCAGAUUUUAUUUUAUUUUAUUUAUUUUUACUGUGAAAAAUAAGGAUUUGCUCUGUCGGCUAUCAGAAAUAAGGAAGUGAGCAUCCAAUUUGUGUAAUUCAUACCACAUUAGCUUAUGUAAACUGUGAAGUAGAAUAGUUAGUGAAGUUGGGUUGGUCAUUGGAACUUAAGAAGGUUCAACCUGAACUGAAAGUAGCUGUUGUAUUGUUGUAUACUUCAUGCUAGAAAUGAAAAGGUGCAAUUACUGUUUUACUGA